UAAUAAGGUCAUGUCACAGCUUUCAGUUUCUAACAGAACCUAAAGCAAAAAAAACCAUAACAAAACUCACUUCUUCUCUUUUCUCAAAUUUCAAAUUUUGGUCUGCACAAAAGAGACCAAAAAAACUGAUAUCGGUGAAGAUGGACGAUACCGAGAAAUUGACGGCUUUGAAGAGGGCAUAUGCUGAUAUAAUCCUCAACACAGCGAAAGAGGCUGCUGGGCGUAUUUUAGCAUCUGAGAGAAAAGCUCUUCGGUAUGAGAGAGAACUCUUAACGACUAAAGAAGAGGCGCUUCAGAUGCUUCUUAGGCUUAAACAGACAUUAGAUUCUAAGAUCAUUGAAAUGGAUAAAGUAUCUUCAAGUCAGCAGAGAAAGAUUGACGCGCUCGAGGCCCAACUGCAGGAAGCUGAGGAUAUAGUGAGAGAUCUCAGAGUAGAGUUGAGUGAAGUGCAAGCAGAAUUGGAGAAGACAAAGCAAAACCAAGCACCACCAGCUAUGGAUGAGCAUAAUUUAGACGGCAAUACUUCACAUGAAAAUGGAAUUUCUUCAAGAAAUGACCAAGCACUGUCUUUGUUAGAGCAAAAUCUGGAGAAUACUACUACACAUGAAAAAGGUCUCUACAGCCCUGAUUUUAUUGUUUCUGAGCCAAAUUCACAAGUAGAACCAGAGACGAAUUCUGGCACAAGCAAAAUGUUGAAUGGAAUGUUUGAAGGCUUAUGUUACAGGACAGAUGAUUCUCACAUGGAUCAUUGCUACAAUGAUAACCCCAAUUUUUCUUCCUUAGUGAAGAGAAGGAAAGAGCCUGAGCUGUACAAGAACGGGUGUACUCAGAGAAUUCGUGCAUCUGAAAGAAAUAUGUUGGAUGGAUAUUUAUCUAUUUCCAACAUAAAUGAUGAUGCAGAAAAUGGAUCAUUCAUUGGAAGAGAUAACGAUGGCAAAAGGAUACAUCUAAUGUCUACCUCAAAGAAUGAAACUGAUCAGGCACAGGAAAACCAAUAUGAACCCAGAGUGGCCCAAAUAGAUUAUAGUCAUGUCCUAAAAAUACCCCUGAAGUCAUUUCGGAAUAAGAGGAAAAGAGCAGCUAGAUAUGAGAAAACUAAAGUUCUUCAAUGCAAAAAUCUUCAUCAUAAUGAAGGUAGGGAAAAUUUUCAGAAAGUGUGUCCUACACUUAAUGAUGAAAAUCAACUGGUCCAUUCUUGUGAGAAAAUGCCAGGAGAAGUUCUUAAAGAGACACCUUCAGCUCCAUCCCAAAAAUUAGGAAUUGAAUUGAGUAGAGAGUCAGGAUGUGCAAAAGCUACAGAAAAUCUUGCUGAGUUUGUUAAACCCUGUAGUCUUCAGAAGGUAACUAAGGAGGAUAAGGUGGCAAUUAAUAAAUCAAAUUUGAUUAGUCAGGAAAGUUUAUUAGCGAAAUUUGAGGUUCCAGCCUGCAAAAUAGAUUUUAAGAAGGAUGACGAAUCAGAAAGUAAAUUGAAUGCUAAAGUAUCUGAUUUAGAAGAUGUUGUGGCAAGUCCACCUGCAAGCAGUAGGCUUUUUAAGUAUACAUUUCAAAGAAAGCGGAAGAGAGAUGCUUUGAGCAGUCCUGAACAAAAUAGUUCUUUGAAAGAAAGCACAGCCGAGAAACAGAAUGGUUCUUCAGAGCCAGAAAGCUCUAGCUUGUUGACUGAAUCACCUCGGGACAGUCGACGACUGGCACAAGUUGCUCGUCAGCUUAUUUCCUUGUCAGAGAAGAAGUGGUAGCAAAGGCUAUGAGGACAUUUUCGGAGAAAACCAGACUCAAAUCUCUCUACUGAUUAAUGUUUUUGGUGAGGACUAGGUAAAUGAUGAGUUGUAGAUCCCCAAGUAACUAGUUUAGUAUAUCAUUACUUACAAUUAUUGUAUUUCAAAUCUUUUUCUCAAAAGUCAUUAGUCAAAACAGUGAAGUUAAUUUUAUUGGGCAACUUCCAUUCUUGGAUAAUUUCUCUAAGUGAGUGGUAUAUCAUAUAUUGCAAUAUUACAUAUUGUUAUGUUA
Molecule: messenger RNA, 2007 nt
Organism: Cannabis sativa
Lineage: Eukaryota; Viridiplantae; Streptophyta; Magnoliopsida; Rosales; Cannabaceae
Exons: 4
Coding region: 141-1736 (531 amino acids)
Source: RefSeq, a predicted model, not a curated record